CAAUUGGCACAUUUCAUAUAACAUGGGGCGUCAGCGUCAACCGGGUCACCGGCAGCGCGGUGCCGGCACCGUAAGCGUGUCCAAGGGGGACACCGUGCGCCAGGGUGUGCUAUGCAAAGAGUGGCAGCGCACGCCCAUGCAGCUGCUGCAUGAGUUCUGCCAGUCCAAGAAGCGCCGCAACGCCUUCUACGCGCGAGCUCGGAGCAAAGACGCAGCCAAGUUCCGCAUGCGCUGCGUUCUACCAGAUGACAAAGACAGCAGUAAAGACCUGAGCUUCUGUCCUGAGCAGGAGUUUGAAACUCAGGACGAGGCCAAACACUGCGCCGCCUUACUGGCUCUGAAACACGUUGAACCACUUCGCCCUCACGAGCGCAAGCUACCGGACCCGUACCGAGACUUGUGGCUGGCUUUAGGCUCUCAGAACGGCCCUGCAGAUAAAGGAUCAGGUCCUAAAACGAAGAAAGGAAAGAAUAAGACUAAAUCGGAGGAGAAGGAGACUAAAACGGAGACUAAAGAGGACAAGGGCAUGGAUUUAUGGGGUAGAGAUGCCGAAGAGGAGGUCGUGGAGAAGAAAAGCGACAAGCCAAUGACAUUGACGAUGGACAGGAAGUUUGCGUCUCAUAAGGAGUUUGAAACAGCGAAACUUGCUCGCACUCAGGAGAGGAACAAGAAGCUGCGAGCGAGAGAGAACAGGGAGAGAGCCAAUUUACCCAAGCAGGUCAUGAUGAAUGCGCAGUGUAGAGAACUCAUUGAAGGCAUUUUGAGACAAUUGGGUGAGAUGCAGAAGAAGAGCAGCAAGGGACAAAAUCUAAUGGACGAGGAGAGCGAUUUGGAACAGAAAAAGCUAGAAGAAGAAGAAUUCCAGAAGAAGGCGACGCAAAGACUUAAAGCGAUCGGAUUUACUCCAGCGCAGAUAAACGGAGCGUUGCAGAGCUGCUCACGUGGCUUAAAGGUGGACGAUGAGGGUGCUGAAGAUGCGCAUAUGACUGCGAUCUUUGACUGGCUGUGCUUGAACAUCCCUGAAGGUGAUUUACCGAAGAAAUUCAACCCGGAAGGCACGCAACUGGACGUGGUAUUGAGCUCUACACAGACGGAUGCUUCACCUCGUACGACUGUGUUAGUACAGCGCUUGAUGAAGUUUGGUUACGACCAGCACGACGCUGUGACGGUGGCGAAUGAGUUCGUACAGGAACAUUCGGGAAUGAGUGAUGAAGACUUGAAAACUCCAUCAGUGGCUACUCUUUUCGCUAUACUAGAGAAGCUAUCACCACAUGUUAAACGACACUUCAGCUUGGAGGAGAACGGAGCAAUUGAAGCAACUGAGGAAUUGCUCGACCAACGUCAAGAUGAAAUCUUCGCGUUAGAGGCUAUUUACGACGAGAAGCUAAAGAUCAUGUCUCUCGAGGACGGAUCCAAGGCCCAAUUGCUUGAGUUUGAAGUGACCGACGCACUCCGCCUGCAUAUUUUCCUUUCAAGUACAUCCAAGUAUCCGUUCGAGCUGCCUCUUCUAGCGUUGACGUCAACUGAGGCAAAACACCAGCCUCAUCUACUUGCUGCAUGUGGAGAAGCGCUCAAGAGCUGCGUCCACUCCAUGGGGGAGCCAAUGCUGUACGACAUCUACGUUGCUAUUGACACAUACUUCCAAGACAAGAAGCGGUUGUCCAGCAGUCCACCCAGAAUUCAACUGCUGAAGAAACUAGCUGCAGUGAAAGAGAAUGCAGUGAAUCGUUCUCAAACUCCCUCUAAAACUACACCGAACAAGGCAAAAUCUCGGAAAAAGAACAACGGUAAUGCUGGAAUGUACAAGAACCAGCCGAAGCGCGUUGACUCCGAAGCUGUUCGUCGUAUGAGUGAGAAGCUGUUGCAGUCAAGGAAAGCAAAGGACAGUCAGCAGAACUUCCAGCAGAUGCUAGCUGCUCGCGCCAAGCUUCCUGCAGUAAAGGAAGAGGCUCAAGUGAUCGAGUGUGUGCAGAACAACCAAGUGGUUCUCAUCUGUGGAGCUACAGGUUGCGGUAAGACGACGCAGAUCCCGCAGUUCAUUCUGGAUGAGCACAUCAACCGUGGGGCUGGCGGAGAGUGCAACAUCAUCUGUACUCAGCCACGCCGCAUUGCCGCUAUCGGUGUAGCCACUCGUGUGGCACAAGAAAGGUGUGAAGAGAUCGCUGACGUUGUGGGUUAUCAGAUCCGUAUGGAUGCCAAGAAGUCGGCCAACACGCGACUGUUAUUCUGCACGACUGGUGUUCUACUUCGACGUUUACUCAACGAUCGACAGCUCUCCGGAGUCUCGCACGUGAUCGUUGAUGAGGUUCACGAACGCAACGUGGACACUGAUUUCCUGCUCUCUAUUCUUCGGGACUUGUUGCCUCAACGCCCGGAUCUUCGCGUUAUUUUGAUGAGUGCUACGAUGAAUUCCGAGCUGUUUGUCAAGUAUUUCUCGUCAAUUACCAGCACGCCGUGUCCUGUGCUGGACAUCCCUGGAUUCACCUAUCCGGUCGAGUGUAACUUCCUUGAAGACGUUCUUGAUCAGACUCAAUACGAAGUGCCAAAGUAUUUGCUGAAAGAAAAGAAGAAUAAGAAGGAUGGAAAAGAUGAAGAAGAGAAGCAGAAAGCCCUGUCCGAGAUGACGUCCGAGGAGAUCGCCGCGCGUGUUGACGACUCCAAGGUCGAUUACGAUCUGAUCGUACAUCUAGUGCGUCAUCUAGUGUUGGAGAAGUCUCAAACCAGUGGAGCAAUCCUCGUGUUCUUACCUGGUACUGCUGAGAUCAAGCGACUGAUAGAGAUGUUGACGCAUAGCAACGGCGGGUUAUCAGCCAAAGUAUGGGCUCUGCCUCUGCAUGGUUCGCUCUCAGGAGCUGAUCAGGCGAUGGUGUUCAAGUCUGCGCCUUCGGGGAAGACCAAGGUCAUCGUGAGUACGAAUAUCGCCGAGACUUCAAUCACUAUCAACGACAUUACAGCUGUGAUCGACUCUGGAAAGGUGAAAGAGAUGGUGUAUGACAACCGUGCUCGCCGCUCUCAGCUACUGGACUGCUGGGCUUCUCGUGCUGCUUGCGACCAGCGCAAGGGUCGAGCAGGUCGUGUACAGGCUGGCACGUGCUACCGACUGUUCUCUCGCAAGCGGUUUGCUGCCAUGGACGCUCAACUGUCUGCUGAGAUUCAUCGUGUGUCUCUGGAACAACUGUGUCUUCAGAUUAAGAAACUAGAACUUGGAUCGAUCAAGGGAUUUCUGUCCAAAGCUAUUGAACAUCCUAAUGAGGAUGCAAUCGACGCAGCUAUCCAAGAACUGGUAGACAUCGCAGCAUUCCGAACCGUAGGCGAGUCACCGAAGAGCAAGCUUCGUGGCAACAGGGAUAUCCACGACGAAGAGGUAGCACUGACGCCUCUGGGUAACCAUUUGGCCAUGUUGCCACUGGAUGCUCGCAUUGGCAAGUUCUUGGUGUACGGCUCCAUUCUACGCUGCAUCGAGCCUGUUGCCAUCAUCGCUGCCUGUAUUUCUUCUCGCAACCCGUUCUUGAUGAGCAUGUCGGACCCGGAGAUGCGUGCUAAGCAGGAUGCGCUGAAGAAAGAACUGGGUGGGAACUGGAAGAGCGACCACUUGUUGCUAUGGAAGUUGAUCGAGCGCUAUGCUCCUCUGCGAGGACAGAAGAUGAAGCGUGGCUUCUGUCGCGAUAUUGGUCUUUCGUACGACACCAUGGAGUCAAUCUUGGACUUAAAGCAGCAGUACUUGCAGCAGCUGGACAAUAUUGGCUUCUACGAGUCAUCAAGUGAUGGCCACCUCAAUGCAAACUCCGAUGCGCCUCGUAUUAUCAAGGCUGCACUUUGUGCCGGUCUGUAUGCGAAUGUGGCGCAAGUGGUGUACCCAGAGCAAAAGUACUUCCAAGCUGCGCACGGUGUGGUGGAGGAGGACCACAAUGCCAAGCAGAUCCGGUACUUUGUACGCUCAGCGACGGAGGCAGGACAACGUGAGCGUGUGUUUCUACACCCGUCAUCGUGCAACUUCUCCCAGAACAAUUACGAUUCUCCGUGGCUGCUGUACACGGAGUUGGUACAAACCUCCAAGAUCUUCGUACGUGAGAGCACCAUGGUGAAUCCGUACGCGCUGUUGCUGUUCGGAGGUCGUCUGGAAGUCGUCCAUGAGAAGAAUCUGCUGACACUGGACGGGUUUAUCCGAUUCAACGCUGUUGCGCGUAUCGGUGUACUCAUCAAGUCGAUCCGCCAACACUUGGACCGUCUUUUGAUGGAGAAAAUUGCCGAUCCGGGUGUUAAUAUCGCACAGAGCGAGUUGGUGACUGCCAUCAGCCACUUGCUUAAGAGCGAAGGCAUGUACGCCGAAGCGUAGAACUUCUUUCUAGAUUAGACUGUGGUUAGCCUCGUGAUUAUUGAGAAGCAUGAUCCAUUCACUAAAUAACUCUUUUUCUUUAACGUUGUUGCAAAUAAAUAAUAAAAAAAGAUAUACUCGCGUC
Molecule: messenger RNA, 4460 nt
Organism: Phytophthora nicotianae INRA-310
Lineage: Eukaryota; Oomycota; Peronosporomycetes; Peronosporales; Peronosporaceae
Exons: 1
Coding region: 23-4336 (1437 amino acids)
Cellular component (GO): intracellular anatomical structure; nucleus
Molecular function (GO): protein binding; ATP binding; RNA binding
Source: RefSeq, a predicted model, not a curated record